GACGAUCGCCAAUCCAGCAGAUCACGAUGCACCUCAGCGAGACGUGGACAGAGCGUACGGGUGGUCACUCCACAAUCUGCUCCAGUUCAAUUCGGGAAAGUGCAAUGUGGUUCACAUUCACCAAGAGCCGAACAUCACAUACAAGAGUGGAGACCAUGUUCUGCAAGCAGUCCCCCAGGAGCGCGCACUUGGGGGACUAGUUCAGCCUGAUCUGAUUUGCUCAGAACAAUCUGGCUGGUCACCUGGUUAUCUAUCCAAUACCGCAUGGGCUCUUACGGCGCUGUGUCAAAGCCAAGUUGGCCGGCUCCAGCGUCACUAACCACUCACUUCUGU
Dicrocoelium dendriticum is the source of this 333-nucleotide messenger RNA. The record is from the annotation of a GenBank genome assembly. Lineage: Eukaryota; Metazoa; Platyhelminthes; Trematoda; Plagiorchiida; Dicrocoeliidae.